This is a messenger RNA of Mercenaria mercenaria, 2366 nucleotides long. RefSeq names its product carnosine synthase 1-like. Gene Ontology annotation, molecular function: metal ion binding; ATP hydrolysis activity; carnosine synthase activity. Gene Ontology annotation, biological process: carnosine biosynthetic process. The coding region runs from base 569 to 1912 and encodes 447 amino acids. The transcript has 7 exons. The record is from RefSeq and is a predicted model, not a curated record. NCBI's taxonomy places the organism in Eukaryota, Metazoa, Mollusca, Bivalvia, Venerida, Veneridae.
AUCGCGUGUCACAAAACAUUUGUGUACAUGUAUACAUCAAAAUUCAACAAAGGCAUGAUCGAUAUUCACACAAAAACGGGUGUCAAUUUUAAGUAUGCUUUUGUACAAAGUCUUUGUUAAUAUUGUAUUUCUAUUUAAUGGAGUUCAAUGUCUUUACAUGUGAAAAAGUAAGCGAACCAGAAACGUUCAAAUAUUUUCAACGCAGUAGGUUUGUUAAAAUUGUGUAUACUUCGAAGUGAAAAUAUUUUUCUAUUUGGAUAUAGGUUACGGAUGAAAUAGGAUAUAAAAUUAUUUUUUGAAACUUCGAAGGUUUUUGAUACAGGACAAAAUGUUUCAUUUGCAUCCCUGCUCAAUUCACGGAUAGGUUGUUCCAGCGGAACUGAGCUACAGAAGUGAAUAAGGGUCAACCUAGCUUAAAUCUCAAGAAAAUAUGUCAGAAAAGAAUGUCAUACCAGUAGGUGUAGACAUGAUAUCGGACAAAAUACAAGAAGGAAAUGACACUAACACACAGCUUUAAUAUAAAGUCGGCAACACUGUGGAACAAGGAAUUGUGCCUACGUCAGAAAAUAUGGACGAGGUGUCUCAGCGUAACCUGAUGAAUGGAAAACGCAUUAUAGUGGUUGGGGGUGGAAGUUAUAGACUGAGAAACAUAUGGCAGGAUGCAGCAAAAUCUGGAAUAGAGGUAAUUCUUGUGGAAGCAGAUAGUCAGCACAUUUCCAGAGAUCUUGUACCUCAUUUUAUCCACUACGAUUUCUCUGAUCAUAAAAUCGACGAUGUGCAUGCGGCCGAAAUCGUCAGUUUAAUACAUGGCCGCGGACUCAAGGCGGAUGGCUGUCUCUCCUUCGUAGACGAAUGUGCACCUUUGUCAGCUCUGGUUAAUGAAAAGUUGGGAACAAAAGGUCCAAGCUUCAAGGCAAUGAUGACAGCUAACUCGAAAACAAGAACACAAAAUGUUUUGAGCAUGCGCGGGGCAGAUAUUUCUCAAUGUCCUCGGACGGACAUUUAUUCUACAAAGCCCGUACAUCUGACGACAGAAAUGGACUGCGACAAAUUACCUGAAGGCUUUAGGUUUCCUGCAGUAUUGAAACUAGAUAAUGGCGCGUUUGCAAUUGGUGCGUGUGUUGUUGAAAACAGUGUUGAAUUAAGGAGGAAAUAUUGUGAGAUAACCAGUACACUUCGGAAUGAUUCGGACUUUCCCGGAAUUGGGCUAACUCAUGGCAAUUCGAUGAUGACAAUGGAGUUUUACGGCGGAACUGAGCAUAUAGUUGACGUUAUCAUAUACGACAGCAAGCUUGUUGCUGCUUUUAUCACAGACUGUGGUAUGGCAAGACGGCCGUAUUUUAUUGCAACAGCUAGGCGUAUGCCGUCAUUCCUUUCUUGGGACGAACAAACACGGCUUAUUGAAGCGGCCUAUAGAUGUUGUUUAAAGAUAGGAUUGUCCGAUGGUACAUUUAAUGUCGAGUUUAAAUUGACCGAGAAUGGACCGAAGCUACUGGAAAUCAAUUCGAGGAUGGGUGGAUAUUGCUUACGGGAUUGGUUGAGGAAAUUGUACGGUAUCGACAUCAUGUUAUACUCUUUGAUGAUUGCGGGUGGUAUUUCUCCCUACGUACGUACACCUCCUGUAGAUAAAAUCCUUAUUGGUGUUAUGGUCAUACCUUCAUUGCAUGCAAAAAUAUUAAAUGAAGAGCCUCUUAGAAACCUGCUGUAUAACAUGAUAGAGAAAGAGGAGAUUUUCUUUCUACAGUUUCGCAAACUUAGUCCGAUUUUGCCUACUUACGACAACCCUUUCGGCAAUAUUGCUGUUUCCGGUUCCACGUCACAAGAAGCAAAACAAAAGUUAAUGAAAGUUUGCAGAGAGCUGGACAUUGAUCAACCAGACUAUCAAGUGGAGCAGCUGAUCCAUCAUUUUUAGAUAAAAAGAUACAUGAUUAUCUUGUUUAGACUUUUUUAUAUUCGUGCAGUUCAGAAAGUAAACAGUCUUUUAUAACUAGACACCAGUAGAUUCUUGAGCAAAUGUAUGUUUAUCUUAGUGUCUGAAAUAUGUUCUAUUUUAAAGUUUAUUUCACAUAACGUUUUAUCUAACAAUGACCUUUGCGAAUCAUAUAGCAGAUUGUACCUUCAUAUCAUAAGUAUUGUUACAUAUUUGCAAGAAGGUACUUGUAUAUCUCCAAUUAUGAAAUAGAUACAUGUGACUUUGUAUUUUGUUCAAAUAUAAGACUUAGUUAAAAACCUCUCUCACAUACACUGUAUACAUGAUACGUAUGCUAUAUAAAUAUGUUCUUACCGAUAUAUUUAAAAGAUAACUCUAGUACGUAUAUUAGUAAUAAUAUAUACCCCGCUUAUAUUUUAUUAAAGGGUAACAUUAG